AUGGAUUCUUCUGUCGAUCAGUCGGCACACGCCCAGAUGCAAAUUGAACUUGACUACAUCCCCUUUAGCGACAUCGACGACCAAGAGUUGUGUGGCUUACACCACGAACUCGCCGCACCUCAGCCAGAGCGGCCGAGUUUCACCACCCUCAUCAACGCGCAACCCGUCCAAACAUUUGUUCCGGAUCAGCUCCACGAGCAAACGCAAGCGGGAAAGAUGCAUCAAGCCGCCCGCCAAGUCAAAUGGCCUCCUCGCACCCGCGCGGCAACUCGGAAUUCGCUACGAGGUGGCAUAGAAAAGAGUACGGCCAAGAAUCGAAAGGGCAAAGUCGCCGACUGGAAGCUCUCGGUCGAGCUGGAUCGUCUUCUCGUCGGCGACGACACAUCCGCUGCCUCGGCACCCCAUUCCCGCGUCCUCUACUGCAUACAGCACCCCUUGCGAGCGGUACUUCACGGAAUUCCAGGCCUCACAUAUGACACCGAGCUCGACAGUGUCUCCUUUCGGAAGCAUAGGCGCGUUCUGUUCGGCAUCGAGAGACUCACGGAGGAAGGCGGACGGGGCGCCGCCAAGGAGUGGCUCGAGGGCUUCCUCCUGCUCAUUUUCGAGACCAUGGGCAAGGUCAUGGACAACUAUCCCAUGUGCAAAGACUUGGACGAUGUCCCCAACAUGUUUGUGACUAUGGCCCGGGAGAUGGAGAGAGUCAUCAGCAACCUUCCGUACAGCCCUACCUUAAGGGCUCGGCGUGCCAUGGAGAGACGGCUUUGCCACAGCCAUGACUUGCGAAAGCUGACGGAGUGGACCCUGGAAGCUCGUCAACGCUUCCUCGAGUCGGGACCCAAGGUCAUGCCUGGCUUCGGCGUUUUUGGGCAGAUCACGGCGCAGAAGGGAACCGAGUUGGAGGAGCAACUAUGGGCGGCUAUCGACACUCGUAACACCGGCUCAUCGACCACGAGACUUUAA
Molecule: messenger RNA, 960 nt
Organism: Colletotrichum higginsianum IMI 349063
Lineage: Eukaryota; Fungi; Ascomycota; Sordariomycetes; Glomerellales; Glomerellaceae
Product: Inorganic pyrophosphatase
Exons: 1
Coding region: 1-960 (319 amino acids)
Source: RefSeq, a predicted model, not a curated record